UACCAUAAAUAAAAUUAUUUUUAUGUAUCAAAAUUAUAUAUUAAAUAAAGUUUCUAUUUUCAGCUCUAUAUGUAGGAGAGCAUAAAAAAUACUACUAAUUAUUUUUGCUGAACAAGCUCAACUCAUUUGGAGCAGUAGCUUUCAGGUAUGGGGAUGAGAUUCAUGGAAAUGAACAACGGCUAGUAAAAGGAAGCAAAAGGCAGGGACGAUGUCUGGCGCUUUCCGCUCUCCGACCCCCGCUUUUCUUCCUUUCUUGGGUUCGCUUUUCUUCCUUUCUUGGGUUGCUCUUCUAAAGCUAGCUAGCUAGCUCUCUCUCUCUCUCUCUCUCUCUCUCUCUCUCUCAUGCUGUAAAAACAAAGUAAAAGAGAGGAACGCAAAUCUCUCCUGAGACCUUGCUGAUUUCAGCAAAACCAAAGAAAUGAUGAAAAGUGGUGGAUUGCCUGGGAUAUCUUCCCAACCCAAGCGGACAGCCAUUAAAGCCAAAUGGAAAAAAACAAAGUGAAAAAGCCCUCUCUCUCUCUCUCUCUCUCUCUCUCUCUCUCUCAUACACGCAUACAGAACUACAUUUGGGUCGAUAGGGACCCAAUAAAGAAGGGAAAAGCUUUAUUCUCAUGAGUAGAAAUGGUGCGAAUCUUGUCUCCUAGAUUUGCCUUCUGGUACUAUCUUCCUCAUUUCCUCUAGCUACAUGGAUUUUUCAUGUGGGCUUGAUUUCGAUAAGAAGGAAGCCUCAAUUCCAUUAACAGGGGAAAGCAGAGAGAUGAGGAACGGUAGUGGUGCAAGUGGAGACUUGUGGCCAAACGGGGUCGAAUUCAACUCCGAUUUCUGGCCGAUAGAGCACCCGAUGGAGCCACCGGAUGAAGAUCAACCUGUGAAAUGCCCAAUUCCACCCCAUUCCUCAGUCAUAAAUGAAGAGGGAUUUUCUGAUAGCCUGCGGAAGCGAACUGAAGCGUCAAGAGCGAUGAACAAACAAGCAACGGUGAUGAUGGUGGCCAGUACCGAUGAGCCUCCUGCUCGAGCAUUGCGCAAGAGGCAUUGCAGAAGUACUACUAAUGGCGAUCACCGUACACUGACUUCUUCUAAUCCAUUCAGAACACUGCCACCUAUUCGUCCUCCUAAUCCAGCCCGUCAUGACCUUACCAUCUCCGAAAUCCUCCAGCAGCAGCUCAAACAAAUCUGAAUCAUGACGAUGCUACUAGAAAAAACUUUUCUAUAAGUAGCUAGAUCACCAAUGACCCCUUUCGUUUCCAGGAGAAUACUAUUUGUCUAUAAUAUGCUAGAAUAUGUUCCCAGUGACCGGAUACGAAAAUAUGAUACAUAUAUAUAUAUAUCUUGCAAUUGGUUUCCCGACUCCUUUUGUGUAGGUGUUCUGUGUUUUCCAGGCUUAUCCUAUAUGCUUGUGGUGGUAGCCAUAAGGGUGUUCUCC
Rhododendron vialii is the source of this 1423-nucleotide messenger RNA. RefSeq lists its product as uncharacterized. The coding region runs from base 686 to 1177 and encodes 163 amino acids. The transcript is spliced from 3 exons. The record is from RefSeq and is a predicted model, not a curated record. Lineage: Eukaryota; Viridiplantae; Streptophyta; Magnoliopsida; Ericales; Ericaceae.